Heteronotia binoei (common prickly gecko) is the source of this 3019-nucleotide messenger RNA. It is a transcript of the gene MCM3, whose product is annotated as minichromosome maintenance complex component 3. Lineage: Eukaryota; Metazoa; Chordata; Lepidosauria; Squamata; Gekkonidae. Gene Ontology annotation, molecular function: single-stranded DNA binding; ATP hydrolysis activity; single-stranded DNA helicase activity. Gene Ontology annotation, biological process: DNA replication; mitotic DNA replication initiation; double-strand break repair via break-induced replication. Gene Ontology annotation, cellular component: nucleus; MCM complex. The record is from RefSeq and is a predicted model, not a curated record.
CCCCGGUGACACGUCGGAAUGGCGGCUCCCGUGGACGACGCGGAACUGCGGGAGGCUCAGCGGGACUACCUGGAUUUCUUGGACGACGAGGAGGACCAGGGGAUUUACCAGAGUAAAGUCCGGAGCAUGAUUAGCGACAACCAGUACCGUCUGAUUGUCAGUUUCAAUGACCUCCGAAGGAAGAACGAGAAGAGAGCCAGUCGCCUGCUGACCAGUGCCUUUGAAGAGCUGGUGGCGUUCCAGCGGGCCCUGAAGGACAUGGUCGCUUCGGUGGAUGCCACCUACUCCAAGCAGUACGAAGAGUUCUACGUCGGGCUCGAGGGCAGCUUUGGGUCGAAGCACGUGACGCCCCGGACACUGACCUCCCGGUUUCUCGGCUGCAUUGUCUGCAUGGAGGGCAUUGUGACCAAAUGUUCUUUGGUGCGCCCCAAGAUUGUCCGCAGUGUGCAUUACUGCCCAGCCACCAAGAAGACCAUCGAGCGCCGGUAUACAGAUAUGACAUCUCUUGAAGCGUUUCCAUCCAGUGCUGUUUACCCCACAAAGGAUGAAGAGAACAACCCCCUGGAGACAGAAUACGGCCUGUCUACCUACAAGGACCAUCAAACCAUCGCGAUCCAGGAGAUGCCGGAGAAAGCGCCCGCGGGGCAGCUCCCUCGCUCUGUGGACGUCAUUUUGGAUGACGACCUUGUGGACUUGGUCAAGCCAGGCGACAGAGUACAGGUCAUCGGAACCUUCCGCUGCCUGCCCGGGAAGAAAGGGGGCUACACCUCAGGGACAUUCAGGACCAUCCUGAUUGCGUGCCACGUGAAGCAGAUGAACAAGGAGGCCCAUCCGACUUUCCUCGCCAGCGACGUGCCCAAGAUAAAAAGGUUCAGCAAGAGCCACUCCAAGGAUAUCUUCGACCAGCUGGCAAGGUCUCUGGCUCCCAGUAUCCAUGGGCACGAGUACAUCAAGAAGGCUAUUCUCUGCAUGCUCUUGGGUGGGGUGGAGAAGGUGCUGGAAAACGGAAGCCGCCUCCGAGGAGACAUCAAUGUCCUGCUCAUUGGCGACCCUUCAGUGGCCAAGUCUCAGCUGCUGCGUUACGUGUUGUGUACAGCUCCCCGUGCCAUCCCCACGACCGGCCGGGGCUCCUCGGGGGUCGGCCUGACAGCUGCGGUUACAACAGACCAGGAAACAGGAGAGCGCUGCCUGGAAGCGGGGGCCAUGGUCCUGGCGGACCGGGGGGUGGUGUGCAUUGACGAGUUUGACAAGAUGUCCGAUAUCGACCGCACAGCCAUCCAUGAGGUGAUGGAGCAGGGGCACGUGACCAUUACCAAGGCAGGCAUCCAGGCCCAGCUGAACGCCCGCUGCAGCGUCCUUGCAGCUGCCAAUCCGGUGUACGGAAGGUAUGACCAGUACAAAACUCCUAUGGAGAACAUUGGCCUUCAGGAUUCCUUGCUCUCCCGGUUCGAUCUGCUCUUCAUUGUCUUGGAUCAGAUGGAUCCAGAACAAGACCGGGAGAUCUCGGACCAUGUCUUACGGAUGCACCGGUACAGAGCGGCUGGCGAGCAAGACGGGGAUGUCUUGCCUUUGGGCAGCUCCGUCGAGCGGCUGGCCACGGAAGACCCCAGUCUGGCCGAGGAGGAGGAACAGGAGCUGCAGGUGUGAAAACACGACGAUCUUCUGCACGGGCCGAGGAGGCGGAAAGAGAAGAUUGUGAGCGUGGAGUUCAUGCGGAAAUACAUCAACUUUGCCAAGAUGCUCAAGCCCGUAUUGACCGAGGAGGCGGCUGCCUUCAUAGCCAAGUCCUACUCGGAGCUUCGCGGUCAGGAGCAGGUGAACUCCGAAGUUGCUCGGACUUGCCCCAUCACGGCCCGUACGCUGGAAACACUGAUCCGGCUCGCCACCGCGCACGCUAAGGCCCGGAUGUGCAAAACGAUUGAUGAGGUUGAUGCCAAAGCCGCUCUGGAUCUGGUGCAGUUCGCCUACUUCAAAAAGGUUCUGGAGAAAGAGAAGAAACGAAAGAAGCAGACCAACGAUGAUACAGACCAAGAAACGGAUGAUGAAGCCGAACAGGAAAUUGAACAAAGCCAGAAGAAGAGAAGGAAGACACGUUCUAGCGACCAGACCGCUACAGAAGGGGAAUCACAUGAUCCUUACGACUUCAGCGACACGGAAGAGAAAAUGCCCGAAGUUCAGGCACGGACUCCAAAAUCUCCUGAUCCGCCGCAAACUGGAGAGGCUAAAACAAAGUUGGCCGAACCUAGGCUGAAGGAAUUCAAGGCCGCCCUUCUGGAGGUGUUCCGCUCUGCUCAUGCGCAGUCGGUGGGCCUGAAGACCCUGAUGACGUCCCUCAACCAGGACAGGCCGCAGCCCUUCUCAUCUUCUGAGGUGAAGAUGGCCCUUGAGCAGAUGCAAGACGACAACCAGAUCAUGGUGUCGGAUGACAUAAUUUUCCUAAUCUAAGCCGGGACUGAGGGGAAAGCAGAGACUCCCCCUCCCCACUUGAAUCUACUCUGCGUCAAAGCUACUCCCCUCCCUCCCAUCCUGACAUAUUGGCAAAGCUUAGCUGAUCAGAACUAUUUAGACGGGGAGAAUUUUGUCUUUAAGCAUAGUUCGGUAUGUCUGAGGAGAACCAGGAACUAAAAGUCCGCCUUUUGAAAGGACCUGUGUGGUUGUGUCCUUUAUCUUUGCUAUUUCAGUGGAAGGGAAUUUUUUUUCCCCCUACUUUGUUAGCCACUUCAGUCAAUGUGUCCUAAAUAAAUUGGUGGUUGUGAGUGUCAAACCACAUUUCCAUACCACGUUCCCAUGGUUAAAAAACGUUUUCGAUAUAGAGUCCGCUACUGCGGUGAAGGGUGACUUCCCGUUUCCCGUCUCUGUUCUUCCAGCUACGCAGUGAAUUGAUGCUUAAAUUAGGUGCCUACGGUGUAAUGCACGAACUUCGCUAUGCGACGUGGGAGGGGGCCUUUUAAAACAAGCCCAAAUAUUUGUGAUGGGUGUUUUGUUACUGAGGCGAUUAAAAUGUAUUUACAGACAAAAA